AUGCACGGCUUCGACGCUUCUCCAUCGGCCAGGAUACUGCUUGCGGCGGCCGCAAGCAUUGCCAACCCCGCCAAGGCCACACUUGCCGCAACCCCAGCUGGGGCUGCCUCUCCCAGUCCCACCACAGCAGCAGCCGCCACUGCUGCGCAAUCUCAGAUCCAUCCGAUGCCUGGUGCCACGGCGGCGGCCUCUCGCCGCCAUGACGGGCCUCCCAAGUCAGCAGCCGCGUCGGCAGUCGCAUCGGCACCGCCGUUGGCGAUUCCCCCGCAGGCUCCGGUCCCCGCGUCGCCAGCCACACCAUCGGCCGCCUUGGCAUCGACCGGCGCCCCUGCCGCAGUCCCCAACGCAGGCACGGCCUUCACUGCUCCGGCCAAGGCCGCCACAUCUGUCCCCCCUGCUACUCCCAAGGCCCCCUCGGUCGCCGCAACUCCCUCUUCUCCGAUUGCCCCUGUGGCGGCCCCUGUCGCCGCUGUUCCCAAGGCUCCCGCUGGGUCUCAGCCCCUCGCUGUUCCUGCGGUUGCUCCUGCCGCUGCCGCUCCCGCCGGACCACCAACCCCUUCGCCGGGUGUGCCUCUCGGCGACUUCCUCAAGCGAUCGGGACAGCCAUCUUCCCCGGUGGCUGUCAACUCGCGGGCUCCGAUUUCCGCCGUUUUGUAUGCCCACUCGCCGCCCACCGGCCCCUCAGCCACACCCACUGCCAGCACAGCGGCCGCGCCUUCCGUAGCCCCCUCUGUCAGUAUGCCGGUGGCUGCUCGCGGUUCGAUCCUUCCCCCUUCUCCAAGCGUGUCGGCUCCGACACCUGGCAGUGGCGAUUCGACGACCAAUCCGCCGGCUGGCCGUGCCUCGUCGCCGAGCCCCCGGCCAGCUUCUGCACCAGUGCGACCCUCGAUCCCCAGCCCGGAUGAUGUCAACUCGCAGCCGGUCAUCAUCGACAUUGAGGAGCUGGAUUCGGUCAACCAAGGGUCCCUGUCUGCUGGCCUCCGGGCGGAUGUCCUCCCGAAAGCACCCUCUGGCUUUGCGGUCCUUCCGUCCAGGGACAUGCCGAUUUCACAGGCAGACAUCAUCCUCUCGGCCAGCCCGGGCUCCGGCUGUCCGCGGUCCGAAGUUGGCACCUCCAAGGUCCUCUCAUCGAUGCGCGCGUCCAUCUCGGCGGCCGAGAUGCUUUCGGAAUCGGCGCACAGGGACUUUUAUCCAGCUGGCCCGAGGGCGACCUCAUCAGCGGGGGAGGUGUCCAGCACGGGCAGCAGCCCUCGCCGGACCAUCGGCGAGUCUCCCACUCGCACGAAUCGUCUCUUUGCCUCCCUCAACCGGAGUCCCUAUUCACCCUCAUCAUCGCCCUCGCGCAUGGGCACUCCCUCUUCACAGCGUACUGCAUCCCCCUCGAAGUUCGCGGGCCUUGACCCCGGAGCCGGGCUGUCCCCCUCGUCCGGUAGGUCGCUCGAUGGCAUGCUAUUCCCGGUGUCCGACUACACGGCGCCGCCGAGCCCCAGCGCCCCGUCCGCCGUUCGCAGCAUCCACUCAUCCAACCUGAUUGCCAUGUUGUCUGAAUCAGCCAAGGACACUCCACUGGUCCCCUUCCCCACGCCCUUCACUUCACAGCUUCCCACGCGCAAGUCCCAGCCGAUAGUCAAAUUCAAUGAGACAAUUUUCUUCUGCGACAACACGGUCGGCCCGUUGUCUGACCGAGUGUCUCGGCUGAGGCGCGACCGCUCCCGGGCCGCGGCUCCUGUUUUGUCCUCGGACGAAGCGUCAUCCUCCCCGGCGAGGCCCAAGCGUCCCCCGUUCCCGAAGACACAGCCUCCCUCGAAGCGGUCUAAGAUCGAGCAGCCUGCGGCCAUGGGAUCCAGCCCCUCCGGUGAUCCCUCCGAACAGGACCAAGCCGAGGCGGAGCUCCAUCGUCUCAACCGGGAGCUCGAGAGCGCCAUGCAGGAUGAGACCGAGGCUGCCACGAGCUUCUCGAAGAUGGCCUCCAUGUCGCACCGGCUCAUCGAAAACAUGUCCCUCUUGUCGUUGAAUCUCCUGACAUCCCUCUUCCCCAGCCGACGGUGA
Fonticula alba is the source of this 2049-nucleotide messenger RNA. RefSeq lists its product as hypothetical. Lineage: Eukaryota; Rotosphaerida; Fonticulaceae. The transcript has 3 exons. The coding region runs from base 1 to 2049 and encodes 682 amino acids. The record is from RefSeq and is a predicted model, not a curated record.